Messenger RNA from Pelmatolapia mariae (spotted tilapia), 1668 nucleotides. Its product is annotated as folylpolyglutamate synthase, mitochondrial-like. The record is from RefSeq and is a predicted model, not a curated record. Bases 1 to 1668 code for a protein of 555 amino acids. Gene Ontology annotation, molecular function: tetrahydrofolylpolyglutamate synthase activity; ATP binding. Lineage: Eukaryota; Metazoa; Chordata; Actinopteri; Cichliformes; Cichlidae. Gene Ontology annotation, biological process: tetrahydrofolylpolyglutamate biosynthetic process. The transcript has 16 exons. Gene Ontology annotation, cellular component: cytoplasm; cytosol; mitochondrion.
AUGGAUACAGAAAUGACAUUUUUCUGUGCAGAUGACACCUUUUUGUUUCUUUUGAACUUUUCUGUCCUUCCUUUUGUACUGUUACCACAGGACGCCAUCUCCACCCUGAACACGUUGCAGGUCUAUGCUGCCACCCUGAAGGAGCUACAGAGCAAACGUCACCUGCAGCUAAAGACCAUGAGAGGCUUCCUGGAACGAGCGGGCCUCACGGUGGAUGAACUUGACCGUCUCAAUAUCAUUCAUGUGACCGGAACAAAGGGCAAGGGCUCGACGUGUGCAUUCACUGAGCAGAUUUUAAGAAAUUACGGCUUCCGCACAGGAUUUUUCAGCUCUCCACAUCUGGUCCAAGUCACAGAGAGGAUUCGGAUCAACGGGCAGCCAAUCGGAAAAGAGCUCUUCACCAAAUACUUCUGGCAGAUAUAUAGACGGCUCGAUGAAACGAAGGACGCUCACGGAGGGACGAUGCCGACAUAUUUUGGUAUCCUUACCAUCUUGGCCUUCCAUAUCUUCCUUCAGGAGAAGGUGGAUUUAGCUGUGGUUGAAGUUGGUAUCGGCGGAGCGUACGACAACACCAACAUAAUACGGAGGCCGUGGGUGUGUGGCAUCUCCUUCCUGGACAUAGACCACACUGAUAUUCUGGGAGACACCAUCAAACAGAUCGCCUGGCACAAAGCGGGCAUCUUCAAGCCUGGAGUCCCCGCCUUCACCAUCAGACAGCCAGAGGGCGCCAUGCGUGUGCUCGAGGAGCGGGCCAAAGAGAUCGGAUGUCCACUGUGGGUGUGUCCACAGCUGGAGGACUACCAGGCGGAAUGUGGACCUUUGCACCUGGGCCUUGCAGGGCAGCACCAGCGCUCCAACGCCUCCCUCGCCCUCCAGCUGAGUCACACCUGGCUUCAGAUGAGGGGUCUACCAGAUAAUAGGUUCCCCUGCAGCACUGUUAACAAUGGCGGGAUGCUUCAGGCGACUGGGUUCAUUCCCAGCCCCGUGAUGGUGAAAGGGUUGGCAGAUACCGAGUGGCCCGGCAGGAGCCAGACCCUAAAACAUGGAGCGGUCACCUACUUCCUGGAUGGAGCUCACACCCUACACAGCAUCCAGGCCUGUUCUGAAUGGUUUAGAGAGACUGCAGCUCAGCACGAGAGGAACGCCAGUGGCCCUGUGGCCAGAGUUUUACUGUUCAACGUUACAGGAGAGAGAGACGCAGCUGCUUUCCUUAAACUCCUGGUGCCGUGCCACUUUGACUUUGCUGUGUUCUGCCCAUGCAUCACCGAAGUCGGCACCUCCAGUAAUGCAGAUUAUAAGAAGUUUGACAUGUCUGUGGAGGAAAUGCUGACUCGCUGCUGGGACAAUGAGAGGAUCUGGCGCCUCCAUAACCACCUGGAUGACAAUGGAGAUAAUCCAUUGCUGAUUGAGGACAGGCUUCCUAGUUUACCUGAGCACAGAGGCGACACCUUGGUGUUCCCGUGCAUCUUCAGCGCCCUCCAGUGGAUCACACAAGGCAGGGAAACAGUGCUGGCCGAUCAGGCCAAGAUGACGCUGCCGGUUAAACCGAGCUUCACGGCCAAAGCUGCUCCUCUCCGCGAAGCUAGUGAGAUCCACGUCCUCAUCACUGGAAGCCUUUACCUGGUGGGAGGAGCUCUCAAACACCUGGCCACAGCUUCCUCCAAGUGA